AUGAGCCGUUUCGCUUGCCCGCUCAACGCGCAGCACAAAGCUCUGUCCAACUACGCCAAGUUGCCAGGUGAUGUGGCGCCAUGCCUCUCCAACAAGUUCUGCUGCCAUAGCACUAUCAGUAGUAAACGAUCGAAACGGCCUGGAUCGACCCACCAGCCCUUGAUAACCCUACCCUUGAAGCACACAAGCUCGAGUCUUGGCCUGUCGCGCCGUCGCUGGUACCUCGCAGUUGUAUGUUUAGUGACCUCGGUCACAAAUGAGAUGUACAGCUGGAUUGUCUGCGUAGCACACCCUUCAGAGGAAAAUAUUGGGCGGUUUCUCCAGCGCCUCCCCGACCUUGGCGAAGACUGGGGACGAUUGCCUGUGUGGGGGUGCUGUGAUAUCAAUUUGCAGGAGCUCGUUUAUGCAUAUGUGGAGGAGCGCUCGCGCAGCUGGCCAGAGUUACAGAUGGGCAAUCCUAUUAGUCUUGGACUAGGCGACUUAUAG
Molecule: messenger RNA, 486 nt
Organism: Akanthomyces muscarius
Lineage: Eukaryota; Fungi; Ascomycota; Sordariomycetes; Hypocreales; Cordycipitaceae
Exons: 4
Coding region: 1-486 (161 amino acids)
Source: RefSeq, a predicted model, not a curated record